GAGCGAGACCGGCCGCGCGUCUGAGCCUUGGCCUGGCCGGUCACCCAUCUGCCUGUUUUUCAGUUUCUGGAUUCUGCCUGGUUUGGCGGGCUCCCGGUGAAUUCUCGCGUUGUUUCUCAACUUCGAAAUGGCACCACUGCAGUAUUGGACUACGGCAAGAUCGGCCGGUGGUAUCACGUUACAUGAUGGGGGGAAACGACAGAAAAAGUGGCAAAAGACUCGCAUCUCAGGACCAGCAGAGGAUACGGGAGCUGCUCGAUGAAGUUUUGGACAAAUGCACGACGAUGCCUUCGGGGGACGCGAAGAAGGAAUGGAAGGACUUCUUAGAAGUUCAGAAACUGCUGCAAGAAGUUCGGGAUUUGGAAAAACCUUUAGCCCCAAACUUGCCAAAGCGAUCCAACAAGUGGCCAGCUUUUCUUAAAUGGUGCUCAGGUAACGGUGCUUACCUUGGCGGUGUGUCUAUAAAGGACCUGCCUGAUGACGAAUGCGGCUUUGUCGCUGAUGAACAAAUUGAGGAGAGCAACCAAUUCCUUGGUGUGCCAUUGAAGCUCAUGAUGACCACCGCUGCAGCGAAGAAAUCUAAGCUUGGUCCUCUUUUAAGAGAUGAUCCCAUUAUGAAGAGCAUGUCCAAUGUGUCUUUGGCCAUGUUCCUCAUCCUUGAAUUUUGUGCUGGUGAAUCAUCGUUCUGGCACCCCUACAUAUCAACUCUUCCAGCAUCAUUCAAUACUGUUUUGUAUUUCAGCGUUGAAGAACUUGAACUCCUUUGUGGGUCAACUGUAGUCGAUGAAGCCUUGAAGUUGCACAGAAGCAUUGCUAGGCAAUACUCCUAUUUUCACAAGAUUUUUCGGACACACCCUCUUGCCAAGAGCCUUCCUUACAAGGACUGCUUCACAUAUGAUCUGUACAGGUGGGCCGUGUCUGCUGUGAUGACGCGACAGAACGCUGUACCCUCGACGGACGCUGCUGGUGGUGACGAUGGCACUGACGCCAUGACGGCUCUGGUUCCGCUUUGGGACAUGUGCAACCACAGCGACGGCAAGGUAUUGACAGAUUACGACUCGUCAGCCAACAUGCUGCGUUGCUAUGCCAUGCGGGACUUCCAGACUGGCGAGGAGGUGACCAUCUUCUACGGGAAGCGCACCAACGCCGAGUUCUUCAUCCACAAUGGUUUCGUGUUCCCGGACAACCGAUACGACGCCGUGGACAUCAAGUUAGGUGUGAGCAAGCAGGACCCGUUAUACGCCAUCAAGGCGAAGCUUUGCGAAGAUCAUGACCUCACUCCAAGUGGAACCUUCGCACUCGUCGCCCGAGAUCGCCCGGUGUGUGAAGACCUCUCGACGUUCCUCAGGAUCCUCGUGCUGAAGGACGCCUCUCAAGUGGCGACGUUCACUGACGAACACAUUAUGGGAGCAACCGAUGACAACGCACAGCAAGCGCUCAACUUCCUGAUUGUCCGCAUCCAGCUGCUGCUCAGGGCGUUCCCAAAGAGCGACCAGGAGUACGAAAACAUCAUCAACGACAAAGGAUCUAACGCCAGGCUCAAGAUGGCGUCGCAGCUGAGAUUGCUGGAGCGCAAGAUCUUGACCAUCGUGCUCGAGACCCUUAACAACUGCGCAAAACAGCGCAAUCAAUCUUAAAUGCUGAUCUGCUUCUUCACUGAGCCCGCGGUGUAAACAACGCAACCGCGUCACAUCGCGUCAACAGAGUUCUUUGUUUUUUGUAUCGCUGCCAUUCUGCCGUUACUGCAAUACUAUGUUCGCCACAUGUCAGUUUUACUGCUUGAACAAUAGCUAAGCCACAGCAGGCGCAUGGGCAUCGCGGAAUUCCAGGUACGCGCAGAUUUACAUGCUUGUUUGCCGAGAUGCUAGGGCUAAUGGUAGGGCGGUAUGCCUUUCUACGGGUAGCUGUGCCUUCCACGGUAAGGCGGCAGAGCUUGCAUGCUUAGGGCCAGACAAUGAAAUCUUCCUUACCUCAGUAAGGAAGCCUUCAUUGCAGUGAGGCUACCUUAUGUCACUCUGAAAGGUUCCUUACUGAGGCGCCCUCCGUGAAGGCUUCCUUGGUGCUUCCUUGGUACUUCCUCAGCAUAAGAAGCCAAACAAUGAAAUCUUCCUUACCUCACUAAGGAAGCCUUCAUUGGGGUGAGGCUACCUUAUGUCACUCUGAAAGCUUCCUUACUGAGGGGCCCUCGGUGAAGGCUUCCUUGGUGCUUCCUCAGCAUAAGGUAGCUCCAAAGCUACCUUCAUGCGUCCUUACGCCGCUCCUGGCCCUGAACGAGCGCUUCACCUCACUGCUUAACCACAUGGCAUUCGCUUGCGCAUGCGCACUGUCGCCCACCUGCGGAGAAGAGCGAGCACGGUAUGUCUUGCCAGGCAUGUUCGUUUCAGUCACGCGUGCGACAUGCAAGCAUUGCUAGGCGUUGCAAGACGCCGGCGUGCCAGCGUUGCUGGAGCAUAUCAAGUUUUGCACUGUAAUGCGCAACUUUUUUUUAACUUUAGUAAACGAAACUAGAAGAAAGCGUCCACGCUUCUCUAUAUUAGCUAUUCAAUUUAAAGAUUGUGCGACGAUACAACAUUUUUUAAUAGAAUAAUGGUGUUCGCGGAAAGAUUUGAAGAGAUAAUCUCGAACCCAGGCACGCGGCAACCGCUCCUUAGGUGAGGACGGGUGAAGGGAGCUUUCAGAGUACGCUUGCUUCCUCCAUCGGUCCUUCGCUGUAAGGAGGCCUCACGUAAGGUUAGGAAGCGCUCGAAGGAAAGGAACUAGGGGUGUGCGAAUAUUCGGAAUUUCGAAUACGAAUCGAAUAUUUUCCAUAUUCGAAGCGUAUUCGAUUCGAGAAAUGCAUGUUCGGAAAUUCACGAAUAUCCGAGGACGGCCGAAUAACGGUGGAAACGGCGAAUAUUCGGAUAGACUGCGAAUAAUUGAGCAAUUAACCAAUUGUAUGCUUGCUCCGCAUUCUCCUAAGAACAUGUUUAUUAACUGAGAACUUCGCAUGAUCCGCUCAUUAUCUGUAUGCUCUAUUUCAGUCUAUCUGCUUCAGGCAUUUGAGACAUGAUCAGUUUCGGUUUCUUUUUCACCAAGCUUUAUAAUUCCAAUUAUUUUGGAAUGCCCCAUUGCCUCGAAAAUUGCAAAGGCAACUCAGGGUUUGCUAACAUUGAUUCAAGAUGUAUCAAGGCUCUUUGUGCGGAGUGGAAAUUUGAUGAAGUGGCCAGCCUAGGCAUGUUUUUUGAUCCGCGCUUUAUGGCCACAGUUCAUCAGAUGAUCAUGUCAGAUGAUCUGGCUGAAAAACCUUGUGACAAGGGAGCUCCAGGAAGCCGUCGUGGAACACCAUGGGGACACCGCCGUGCCAGCGUCGACUUCGUGUCCACUGGUGGCAUCGAGUGUAUGGAAUGCUUUUGACGAUCUAGUGAUGAACAAAGAGAAGACACAUUUGGCAUCUGCCCCUGAGAGGGAAGGUACAGACUACGCGCAAAAGCCUCUUCUGGAAAGGGGCAUGAAUCCUUGUGAGUGGUGGCAGUCCAUUGGCCGCUUCAGGUACCCGCUUUUAAGUGCACUCGCCCGGAAGUACUUGGCGAUCCCUGCCACUUCAGUUCCUAGUGAAAGAGUCUUUUCUACCGGUAGAAAUGUGACAGUGCAUAGAGAGCGUUUACUUUCUGGCCAUAUUGAGCAGUUAAUUUUCCUUCACGACAAUCUGUAACAAGCGUUUUACCUGACUGAGGGCAUUACCUGAGUCCGUUAUCUAUAAUUGAGUACCUCUUUAAUUUGAAGCAACCUUGUAAAAUGCAAUGUUAUUUUUAAAAGGGUAAUAAAGCUAUUGUUACCUCUCUUGCAAUUUUUUAAUACUACACAUGUAUUCGAUAUUCGAUUCGAUAUUCGAAGAGAGUUCUUCGUCUUAUUCGUAUUCGAUUCGUAAUCGAAAAUUUCAAUAUUCGCACACCCCUAAAAGGAACGUUUUAUUGUUUGGGCCAAGCUACCUUCAUGCGUCCUUACGCCGUUCCUGGCCCUGAACGAGCACUUCGCCUCACUGCUUAACUACGUGACGUUUGCUUGCGCGUGCGUGCUGUCGCCCACCUUCGGAGAAGCGCGAGCACGGUACGUUUUGCCAGGCACGUUCGUUUCAGUCACCCGUGUGGCAUGGAAGCGUUGCUAGGCGUUGCACGACGCCGGCGUGCCAGCGUUGCUGGAGCACAUCAAGUUUCGCACUGUAAUGCACUACUUCUUUAGAUUUAGUAAACAAAACUAAAAAAUAGCGUCCACGCUUCUCUAUAUUAGCUCAUCAACUUAGAGAUUGUGCGACGAUACAACCUUUUUUAUUGAAUAGGGGUGUUCUGGUGUUCGCCUAAAGCUUUUAAGAGAUAAUCUCGAACCCAGGCAUGGCGGCAACCGCUCCUUACGUGAGGACGGGUGAAGGGAGCUUUCAGAGUAUGCUUGCUUCCUCCAUCGGUCCUUCGCUGUAAGGAGGCCUCACGUGAGGUUAGGAAGCGCUCGAAGGAAAGGAACGUUUCAUUGUUUGGGCCUUAAUAGCUAAGCUGCAAUAGCUGCAUGCGCAGCGCGUAUUAGCCACGGCGUGAACGCUUACGCGAUACAUUGGCGAGGUAUACCGCUCUAAAUAUAAAGCGCGGUAUACCGCCCUAAAAUUAACGGUAGAGCGUUUUAUGGCCGAGCAGUAUACCUCAAAUGCUCAAGCAUUUGAUGUUCCGCUCUACCGUUAGAAAUACCGUCUCGGAAACUUAGCAAAUAACUUUGCAAGUGCUUAAGCCGUACUGCGCAAUCACAUGCGUUGUUGGCUAUUUUCGCGCGUGCUCACCGGUGGCCGAGAUGGUAUAGCAGCAAGGAUAGAGCAGUAGCAGUGCGCUUAAUCUCUCAAACAUGAGCGCUGAUUCAGCGUCAGAUGCGGCAGCCUUUCGGCGUGGCGCUCUGAGCUUUUACCAAGGGCGUGUCGAAGUGAACAUUGCAGCCCACCGGAUGUGUCCCCCAGCUGUGCCUAAAACAAGGAAAGAAAACUUCGUUUGGAAAUGUCAGAACUCUUAUUUAUUUACUGAAUAAAAGAGGUCAGAAUGCAGUG
Dermacentor albipictus is the source of this 5059-nucleotide messenger RNA. RefSeq names its product SET domain containing 3 (gene Setd3). The record is from RefSeq and is a predicted model, not a curated record. Gene Ontology annotation, biological process: peptidyl-lysine monomethylation; actin modification; peptidyl-lysine trimethylation. Gene Ontology annotation, molecular function: protein-lysine N-methyltransferase activity; protein binding; protein-L-histidine N-tele-methyltransferase activity. Lineage: Eukaryota; Metazoa; Arthropoda; Arachnida; Ixodida; Ixodidae.